Molecule: messenger RNA, 545 nt
Organism: Botrytis deweyae
Lineage: Eukaryota; Fungi; Ascomycota; Leotiomycetes; Helotiales; Sclerotiniaceae
Exons: 2
Coding region: 1-438 (145 amino acids)
Biological process (GO): transmembrane transport
Molecular function (GO): transmembrane transporter activity
Source: RefSeq, a predicted model, not a curated record
AUGCUUUACCCAAAACAACUGAUGAUUAUCAUGGCAUCGAGAUUGUCGGAUGGUAUGGAAGCGUCUUGUUACUCGCCUUGUCCAGUUUUCAGUGUUGCUCGAGACGAAACCACAUUUAUUGUUGGCUGUGCGCUAGUUGGUCUAGCAGGUGGCAGUAUCUAUUUCGGCUCAUUCACCGUAAUUCCGUCUAUUGCAGUUCCUGACACAAGAGAUGCAUGUGCUGGACUUGCUGGUGCUGUGUGGGGUGUUGCUAGUGUGAUUGGCCUUUUGGUAGAAGGACGAUACAUGUCACACGCAUUUUGGCGAUGGUGUAUGUUAGAUAUUUCUGAAUUUCAAAGGCCUGGGGAUAACUCAUCUUGCCUAGGCUUUGAUAUAAAUCUUCCUUUUGGUGGAGCCCUAACAGUAAUAAUUGCCUUUUUUUUUAUUGCACUGAUGUAGCAAAGCCAGUGAAAGCAAUAUCUCGCGGAUAGAUUCCUGAUACGAGUAUAAUCGGAAUCAUUAUGAUCAUGUGUUUUGCUAUAUGCCACCUACCUGCUUUUCAGAAG